UUGAAUAUUAUGGCUUUCCUCAAACUGAGCCUUCUCGUCCUGUAGAGGAGUUGUGUGUUUCCCCUCUAGAAGAACUUGUCUCGUGUUUACAGCCUGAGGGAGGAUGGAGAAGCUGUCAGGGAAAGACAAGGAGCUGAUACGAGGCAGCUGGGAGAGCCUGGGCAAGAACAAAGUUCCUCAUGGUGUCAUCAUGUUUUCCAGACUGUUUGAGCUGGACCCUGCGCUCCUCAGUCUUUUCCACUACAGUACAAACUGUGGCUCCACACAAGACUGCCUCUCCAGCCCUGAGUUCCUGGAACAUGUCACCAAGGUGAUGCUUGUGAUCGACGCAGCAGUCAGCCACCUGGAUGACCUUCACUCCUUGGAGGACUUUCUGCUCAACCUUGGGAGGAAGCAUCAGGCAGUGGGAGUCAACACACAGUCAUUUGCUAUGGUGGGUGAGUCCCUUCUCUACAUGCUGCAGUGCAGUCUGGGUCAGGCAUACACGGCGCCGCUGCGUCAAGCCUGGCUCAACAUGUACAGCAUUGUGGUAGCAGCCAUGAGCCGAGGGUGGGCCAAGAACGGCGAGGACAAGGCUGACUGAGGCGCACAGCGGGGAGCUGCUGAGCAGAUGCUGUCAAAUCACUCGACGUGGUUGCCAUCGAAUGCUGUACA
This is a messenger RNA of Morone saxatilis (striped sea-bass), 654 nucleotides long. RefSeq names its product neuroglobin (gene ngb). The record is from RefSeq and is a predicted model, not a curated record. Lineage: Eukaryota; Metazoa; Chordata; Actinopteri; Moronidae. The transcript is spliced from 4 exons. Gene Ontology annotation, molecular function: heme binding; oxygen binding. The coding region runs from base 104 to 583 and encodes 159 amino acids.